UGCAACCGUCUCUGUUCUCUGGGUGCCAGCGGCGCCCGUUGGCACACAGGAAAGUUGAGCUCUACCGCACCACCAGAAAGACAACACCUCGCUCACACCAGAGCGAGAAAGCCCCUCCCACACUCGCGCACGCGCACUGACUUGGAGAAGAACACCCCUCAGCUCCCUUAGAGUCCCCCAUUUGCGCCUGCGCAGAAUAGGUCAAGCCUUCGGCUGAGACCGCGGACCCUGACGUCAUUGACGGCUCGCGGCGCGCGCACGUGAGCGCGCGUGCUCGGAUAAUGUUGAAUUCCUGGAUGUUUCGCGCGGGCCCGCGGCCGAUGCUGCGAGGCUUCACCGUGUUGGCGCGGGCGGAGGGGGCGUGAGACCGCGCUACGGUGGCCGCCGAGGGACGACACUACGGCUCCCACGCUGGGACAAACGCCUUCGGCCCGGCCCGGGCGCGCCCUCCCCUCCGGGCCAGAAUCAGCCGGGGCCAACUGAAGGGCCGCGCGAAGCGACCCAUCUACGGCGGCAUGUGCCUGCCCUGGCGACGCACCCCCGGGGCACAGGUUCAACCGCAGGCCCGGUCCCCAGCGCCGUCGGCCUGCCGCACGGUUCCGGACACCGGCACCGCCACGGAGAGGGCACCGGGUGAGCGGCCGAGGACGGGCGGGGACCGGCCGCGGACCUAAGGGCCGUCUCCACGGCAACGGCGCCCCGACACCGGAAGUGGCGCCCGCAGAGAACGCGGGCUGAGGGCCGGGGUCGCGCGUCGCCUACCGGGUUGUGAGGGCCGUGUCUCCACAUGCCGGGUUAGCGGGCCCUGGAGAGCCGGACCUCCUACUCUGGAGUCCCGUGCGCAGAGACGCGUGACCUGGUGCCGGGCCGCCCCCAUGGCGUGCACCUCCACCCGAGUACACCUGCUGCAGAAUGCAAACUCCUCCGUGCUGUGUCCAGUGACACGCCUGAAUGAGGGCCAUUGCCCUGUCUAGCUGGGUAAAACAGAGCUAAACCUCCCCGGCUCGGGACAGGUUUCCUCCCUCUGCGCCUCGGCCGCAGCUACACUGGCGGCCAUUUGCUCAGGACCUGCGGCGUGAAGGCAGCUGAUGGAGAGGAAGUCGCAAAAGCCUGUUGGCAGUAUUGCCCUGUCCUGUUACCAACUUUUUGGUCUCUAUUGUCGUAUAGUUUGAAAUUUAGUUUUUUCUUUCCAUCUGCAAAUUAACAUAGGCAGCUGCAAAUGACAUUUGCUUGGUGAAACAGGGAACCACAUGCCAUUUCUCCUCUCUUUGUGUCCCAGUUUGGAGAACUCUGGCACUAUGCCCAGCCUAGACAAGCCAGCGAUGCUUCUGUGUACAGGCAACUCCGAGGGAAGAGGUCUUGGUGCCUCCAUUUACAGAGAAAGAGCAAUGGGAGGCCAACACCUCCCCCAAGGCUUAGCUGAGGGCUCCUAGAUGCUGAUGACACCUAUGCCAGCCAUCUGGACACUGCACCACCACUGCAAAAUAGCACUGCCGCCCGGGCCCAAUGCCGGUCAUGCCCAUCCCGCGGCGGGUGCGCUCCUUCCACGGCCCGCACACCACCUGCCUACACGCAGCCUGCGGACCAGUGAGAACCUCUCACCUGGCCCGCACCAAGUACAACAACUUCGACGUGUAUGUCAAGACCCGCUGGCUCUACGGCUUUAUCCGCUUUCUGCUCUACUUCAGCUGCAGCCUCUUCACAGCGGCCCUCUGGGGCGCGCUGGCCGCGCUCUUCUGCCUGCAGUACCUGGGCGUGCGUGUGCUGCUGCGCUUCCAGCUCAAACUGUCAGUGCUGCUGCUGCUGCUGGGGCGCAGGCGCGUGGACUUCCGCUUCAUGAACGAGCUGCUCAUCUACGGGAUCCACGUGACUAUGCUGCUGGUCGGGGGACUGGGCUGGUGCUUCAUGGUCUUUGUGGACAUGUGAAGGUCCAGCCUCCAUGGGGCUCCUGAUUGGUCCUAUCAAGCCGCUUUCCUUGGAGGGUGGGGCUGGUGGGGCUUUUGCUUGCCCCAUCCCAGAGGUAAGGCCUGAAGCACACACUCCCACUGAGGGGAGGGAGACAAGGGCUGAGACUACUCUGUAAUGGGGACACCACACAGUCUUCCCCGUUGGCUUCUGCGCUACCCUUCCUGUGCACUUUCCCAGACGUACUGUCCCUCUCAGCCUCUUGCCUUGGGUUGCCUGUGUGUUUUCAGGUUGUCCAGUGGGUGGCCCAUCUGUCUUCUCUGCACCUUGAGACUUUCUGUGUGACAUUCUUACCAACAUCAGGCCCAACCAGUGGGACACAAAGGGGUGCCUUUGGGCUGCACGGCCCCUUUCUGUGCCCUGUUCCUGGCUCUAGCCUCAGGGACCCAUCUGGCUACACAGGCAGACACACUGCUGCCACUACUUGCACCUACUCUGAGCUGCUUGAAUCCUAAGCCCAUGGACCACUCUGCUGUCACUGUGGCCGUGUCAGUCUUGAACCCCGAGUCAGGCCUCAGAGUGAUCUUGGUUUGCAUAGGUACAGUCUAGCAGGACAGCAUAUGUGGGAUUGGCUAGUCUCUGAUACAAGGGGACACAGGCACCAACUUGGACUCCAGAGCAGGGACUGGUCCAUGCCCUGGGCAGGUCUGUGUGUCAGGCCAUGCUAGAGCUCUGCAAACUGAGAGAGCCUAGAAAACCACUUCUGCUUGACACUGGGAGGAGUUUUCGCUAUCUCUGAGGGAUGAGGCCUCCAGCAGCCUCCCAGUCUUGGCCAGACCUGUGGAAAACAGGAGCAACUGACUACCCGCUAAGUGGUAUUUACCAGCCCUGGAUGGGCAGCCUGGGUGGGCUAGCUGUACCUUUCUCACAUGCUGUUAGGCCUGGUUCAUGAGAUAAAAGAUGGAGUACCUGACCAUCUUUGGCCUCUGUUAGGGUUGGAUUAUGACUCUCACUGGUGACAAGGGCCUGGGUGGCCAGUGAAGUGCUUUGGUAGCAACUCCAGGGGCAGGAUAUUGAGCAUAUCGUGCUAACACAUGCUUCACUCCAGAUUGUCACCCCACACCCUGGGCAUGGGGGUGGCCCCUUUGACCCUACCCUGCCAAGAAAACCAGUUGUGUUCCACUUAAGAAACCCAAACUGGGAAAGCAAAAGUGUAGGACUAUUGGUCUAGCUCUUUAACUUGUAGCCAGCCAUUGCCAUUGGUCUAGCAAGAGGGCUCUUGGAGGAAGUCUGCCUGCCUCCCAGGAUAGCAAUGAGGUGCCUUCCCCGGGGACCCUGCUGCUGCUUGCUUGCUGCAAAGAAUUGUUUGCACUAACUCCCACUCUUCCCCCAAAGCAGCAUUGUUCUUUGUUAAUUAGCUCAUGUUUCUCUGAGUGGCCCGAAGCCCCAUUUUGCUGGGUGAUAGUGGGUGUGUCAGGGCUGGUGGUGGGAGGGAAUGAUGGGACCUUGUCACUCAUUGCACACCCAGCUGCCCAGUGUCCUGAGUGCCUGUUAAAUUCUUUAUGAGAUGAAUCACCUGCAUUAAACCUAUUUUUUUAAGUGUG
This is a messenger RNA of Rattus norvegicus (Norway rat), 3509 nucleotides long. It is a transcript of the gene Tmem250, whose product is annotated as transmembrane protein 250. NCBI's taxonomy places the organism in Eukaryota, Metazoa, Chordata, Mammalia, Rodentia, Muridae. The record is from RefSeq and is a predicted model, not a curated record.